This is a messenger RNA of Chanos chanos (milkfish), 1756 nucleotides long. It is a transcript of the gene acadl, whose product is annotated as acyl-CoA dehydrogenase long chain. Gene Ontology annotation, molecular function: long-chain fatty acyl-CoA dehydrogenase activity; flavin adenine dinucleotide binding. The record is from RefSeq and is a predicted model, not a curated record. Gene Ontology annotation, cellular component: cytoplasm; mitochondrion. The transcript is spliced from 11 exons. NCBI's taxonomy places the organism in Eukaryota, Metazoa, Chordata, Actinopteri, Gonorynchiformes, Chanidae. Gene Ontology annotation, biological process: long-chain fatty acid catabolic process; fatty acid beta-oxidation using acyl-CoA dehydrogenase; carnitine metabolic process, CoA-linked. The coding region runs from base 28 to 1356 and encodes 442 amino acids.
CUAGGACGGGCCAGAGGUCGCUGCACAAUGUUUACGCUUGAAGUUUUGAAAAAAAGUGGUCUUGGAAUGAAAAGUGUUUGUCUGAGAGGCAGACAAGCUCUGUCUGUGUUAAAUGUCAGAACACAACAUACCCACGCUCAACAUGGCAACACACAGGCGUCAUUUCGCCCAGAGACCUCCACUGCUAAAACCUUAAUGGACAUUGGCACCCGUCGCAUCUUCUCAGAGGAGCACGACCUUUUUCGCCAAAGCGUUCGACGCUUUUUCCAGGAGGAGGUGGUUCCCUACCAUUCUCAGUGGGAGAAAGCUGGAGAGGUGAGCAGAGAUGUGUGGGAGAAGGCUGGGCAGCAGGGACUGUUAGGAGUCUUCACUCCAGAGGAGCAUGGUGGGAUUGGAGGAGACCUGCUGUCUGCUGCGGUGGUUUGGGAGGAGCAAAUGUACUGUAACUGCUCUGGCCCAGGAUUUUCCCUGCACUCAGAGAUUGUCAUGCCUUACAUCAGUCACUAUGGCACCAAGAGACAGAUAGACCGUUACAUCCCUCACAUGACAGCUGGGAAAUGCAUUGGAGCCAUAGCCAUGACAGAGCCAGGUGCAGGCAGUGACAUCCAAGGCGUGAAGACAUAUGCAAGGAAAGAUGGCAGUGAUUGGAUCCUCAAUGGAAACAAGGUGUUCAUAUCGAAUGGCUGGAUGAGUGAUUUGGUCGUGGUGGUGGCUGUGACAAACCGUGACGCAAAGACUGCUGCUCAUGGAAUCAGCCUGUUCCUGGUCGAGAACGGGACCCAGGGCUUCCACAAAGGCCGCAAACUCGAGAAGAUCGGCCUCAAAGCUCAGGAUACAGCUGAGUUGUUCUUCGAAGAUGUCCGUCUGCCUGCAGAUGCCCUCUUAGGUCAGGUCAACAAAGGCUUCUAUUACCUCAUGAAUGAACUUCCUCAGGAAAGACUUAUAAUUGCUGUUAUGGCCAUUGCCAGCUGUGAAUUCAUGUUUGAGGAAACUAGGAACUACGUCACCCAGAGGAAGGCCUUUGGAAAGACCAUUUCCCACCUACAGACAGUGCAGCACAAACUUGCUGAGCUGAAGACUGAGAUCUGUGUGGGCAGGGCUUUUAUCGACAGCUGUCUGCAGCUCCACGCUGAGAAACGCCUGGAUUCUUCCACUGCUUCCAUGGCCAAAUGCUGGGCUUCUGACCUCCAGAACAAGGUGGCCUCCCAGUGCCUACAGCUGCAUGGAGGCUGGGGCUACAUGUGGGAGUACCCCAUCGCCAAGGCUUUUGUGGACUCGCGUAUUCAGCCCAUCUACGGUGGCACAAAUGAAAUCAUGAAGGAGCUGAUCGCCCGCAGCAUUGUUGGUCCUAAUUAGGGUCAGGGUCAGGGUUAGGGGUUAGGGGUUAGGGGUUACGGUCAGGGGAAAGUCCAGACCUGAAUCCCUGUGGCCGGUGUGCCAGCCGUAUCGGCCAUGUCAGAAGAGAGUUCCAUCCGUGCCUUUUAGAAUUUCUCCUCAGUCUUUUACAUGAGCAGAGUUGUGAGUUAGUGUAGCGACAACUUUCAAAUCAGUUAAAUGGUCUUUUAUAGACUGUUUGCUUUUUGGUUCAGCCAGCCUUUGAUGAGUAUUUGAAAUGCUUUUUUUAGUUUGUUUAUACGCAGACACAUGACUGUGUGAAAGGCCAUAGAUGUAAGGGUUUUGCUUUUAUUCAUUUGACAUUUACAAUUUUGUUAUGAUUGCUUACACACUUGUUGCAGAAUUUCGCUAGUUGUGUCAA